Messenger RNA from Bufo bufo (common toad), 2974 nucleotides. RefSeq names its product zinc finger protein 585A-like. Gene Ontology annotation, molecular function: RNA polymerase II cis-regulatory region sequence-specific DNA binding; DNA-binding transcription factor activity, RNA polymerase II-specific. The transcript has 4 exons. The record is from RefSeq and is a predicted model, not a curated record. NCBI's taxonomy places the organism in Eukaryota, Metazoa, Chordata, Amphibia, Anura, Bufonidae. Gene Ontology annotation, biological process: regulation of transcription by RNA polymerase II. Bases 88 to 2559 code for a protein of 823 amino acids.
GAUCCCCCGUGUAAGAGUGAGGUGGAGGAGGACAUUCCAGGAGAUGUCACCACAGAAAAUCCCAGUAAGAAUUCUGAGGAAAACUUCAUGUUAUCAAUAAAUUAUAAAGUGGAAGAUGAAGAUGUCCUGCAGUGCUCUUCAGAAGAAAACAUAAUUACUCUUAUAGUACAUCCAGGACUUCACAGUACAGAUUUAUCCUAUAAUCAUACUAAUCAUGAGGAACCUUCUCCUGACCAAUCACAGAUUGUUACAAGUAGAGGUCAGAAAGGGGGUGAAAGGUUUCACUAUGGUAAAGAGUUCAUACAAAGCUUAGGUCUUUCUGCACACAAAGUAAUUCAUACAGGAGAAAAACCAUACUCCUGUUCACAUUGCAAGAAAUCUUUUACAGAUAAAUCGGAUCUUGUUAGACAUGAGAUAAGUCACAUAGGAGAGAAGCCAUAUUCAUGUUUAGAAUGUGGUAGAUGUUUUACACAUAAAUCAUAUCUUGUUGCACAUGAGAGAAGUCAUACAGGUGAGAAGCCAUAUUCAUGUUCAGAAUGUGGAAAAUAUUUUACUCAAAAAGCAAGUCUGUUUAAACAUCAGAGAUUUCACACAGGAGAGAAGCCGUAUUCAUGUUUAGAAUGUGGGAAAUCUUUUGCACAAAAAUAUAACCUUGUUGAACAUCAGAGAAUUCACACAGGGGAGAAGCCAUAUUCAUGUUCAGAAUGUGGGAAGUGCUUUAAACAAAGAACAAAUCUUAUUCGGCAUCAGAGAUCUCACACGGGAGAGAAACCAUAUUCAUGUUUAGAAUGUGGGAAAUGCUUUACGUAUAACACUCAACUUGCUAUACAUGAGAAAAACCACACAGGAGAGAAGCCAUAUUCAUGUUUAGAAUGUGGGAAAUAUUUUAUAUAUAAAUCACAACUUGUUAUGCAUGAGAGAAUGCACACAGGAGAGAAACCAUAUUCAUGUUCAGAAUGUGGGAAAUGUUUUAGACAAAAAUCUGAUCUUGUUACACAUAACAGAAUUCACACAGGAGAGAAGCCAUAUUCAUGUUCAGAAUGUGGGAAAUGUUUUACACAGCAAACACAUUUUCGUAAGCAUCAGAGAUUUCACACAGGAGAGCAGCCGUAUUUAUGUUCAGAAUGUGGGAAAUGUUUUACAGGGAAAUCAAUGCUUGUUGCACAUGAAAAAAGCCACAAAGGAGAGAAACCAUAUUCAUGUUCAGAAUGUGGGAAAUGUUUUACAGGGAAAUCUAUUCUUGUUGCACAUGAAAGAAGUCACACAGGAGAGAAACCGUUUUCAUGUUCAGAAUGUGGAAAAUGUUUUACAGAUAAAUCAAAUCUUGUAAAACAUUUGAGAAUUCACACAGGAGAGAAACCAUAUUCAUGUUCUGAAUGUGAUCCCCCGUGUAAGAGUGAGGUGGAGGAGGACAUUCCAGGAGAUGUCACCACAGAAAGUCCUAGUAAGAAUUCUGAGGGAAACUUCAUGUUAUCACUAAAUUAUAAAGUAGAAGAUGAAGAUAUCAUGCAGCGCUCUUCAGGAGAAAACUUCAUUACCCUCAUAGUACAUCCAGGACUUCACAGUACAGAUCUAUCAUAUAAUCCUCCUAAUCAUGAGCAACUUUUUCCUGACCAAUCACAAAUUGUUACCACAAGUACAGCUCAGAAAGGGUGUGAAAGUUUUAAUUGUGGUAAAGAGUUCGCACAAAGCUCAGGUCUUUCUACACACAGAGUAAUUCAUAUAGGAGAGAAACCAUACUCCUGUUCACAAUGUAAGAAAUGUUUUACAGGUAAAUCACAUCUUGUUAGACAUGAGAGAAGUCACACAGGAGAGAAGCCAUAUUCAUGUUCACAAUGUGGGAGAUGUUUUACACAUAAAUCUUAUCUUGUUGAACAUGAGAGAAGUCACACAGGAGAGAAGCCAUAUUCAUGUUCAGAAUGUGGGAAUUGUUUUAAGCAAAGAACAAAUCUUAUUCGGCAUCAGAGAUUUCACACAGGAGAGAGACCAUAUUCAUGUUCAGAAUGUGGGAAAUGUUUUGCACAAAAAUACAACCUUGUUGAACAUCAGAGAAUUCACACAGGAGAGAAGCCAUAUUCAUGUUCAGAAUGUGGGAAGUGUUUUAAACAAAGAACAAAUCUUAUUAGACAUCAGAGAUGUCACACAGGAGAGAAACCGUAUUCAUGUUCAGAAUGUGGGAAAUGCUUUACGUAUAACUCUCAACUUGCUAUACACGAGAGAAGGCACACAGGAGUGAAACCAUAUUCAUGUUCAGAAUGUGGGAAAUGUUUUGCAGGGAAAUUGAUUCUUGUUGCACAUGAAAGAAGUCACACAGGAGAGAAACCAUAUUCAUGUUCAGAAUGUGGAAAAUGUUUUACAGAUAAAUCAAAUUUUGUAAAACAUAAGAGAAGUCACACAGGAGAGAAACCAUAUUCAUGUUCUCAAUGUGGGAAAUGUUUUACACGGAAAUCAUAUCUAAUUAAACAUCAAACACUUUACACAGGGGAGAGGCCUCAUUCAUGUUCAGAAUUAAAACUUGUUAAACAUGAGAGAAUACCCAAAAGUGAGAAGCCAUUUUAACAUUUUUUUUUAACAUAUUGGGUUUACAGAUAAGCAAAUUUCUCAAAAUCAAUUUUGGGUCUGAUUUGCCCACAUCGCCCAUAUGAUUAGAUUUGGGUCCAAAUAAAUUCUACCCAAUACUAAAUUGCUGUAAUUUCCUGGAAAAGUCUUUUCAUUGUAUAUCUUCUCCUUCAUUGUUCCAAAUCAAAUCACACAAAUUUCAAAUCUGCUAGAAUCAGGAUUUUUUGGGGAAAAUUCAAGUCACACUUUCAAAUUUUAGAAUCAAUUCACUCAUCUCUAAUUAGGUUAUUUAUGGACCUUAAACAGCAAAUAAAAGGGUUUUUUAUUGGGUGGAAUGAGAGCAGUGAGGAUGUAUUGUCCCCAUGAACCUUUCUUCUUAACACUGUAUUCACACCUCCACCCAGACUGCGGGAGA